CAGUAGCGUCACAAGUUGCGGUAGUGUUAUCAGUAAAUGUUUUGAUUUGCUGCUAUACACGUCAGACAGUAUGAAUAAUGUUUUUGUGAUACUGUUUUUGUUCGUUACAUUAUUAGAUAUUGGAUGCUGUACGCAAAGAAUUUUACGAUCAUGGGUGAAUCCUGACUGUGGCACGAUAUGUAAAGACAAAAAUUUAACAACAGUUUAUUUAAGAGCUGAUGGUCCCAAUGACACUUUGCAUUAUCUAUGGGAUUUUGAUGGUAAUCCAUCUGUGCUGUUAGCACUUACUUCACCUUCAGCUUCUUUGAACAUAAGUUGGGAACAUUUUCUUGCAAAAAGAAAAGAUUCUAUAGUAUUUACAGAAGAACCUGUUUAUACCUUUGGAGUAAUAUUAAAUAAGAUUAUAGAAUUCAACGAUAUAAAUGAUACAGCUUUCAUAAAUAUUGCUAAUCUUGUAAAUACAAAUACUUUAUAUCCUAUGUUUUUCCAAUGGGAGCGUAAGACUUUAAUACAAAAUACUGAAUUUGUUAAUUUAAACAUGGAGGGCAACUACUUUCUACUUAUGUUUUAGUUAAAAGGCUUCUGUUCCCUUGAUCAUUCAGAAAUUAUGCCUUACAUGUUACAUACUGAAAACUCCACUCAAGUUGAUAUUAUUCUUGAUAAUAUAGAAACCAAUAAAAGCUUUAAUCGUAGCAGAUUUGCUAUUGAAUUAUUGGUAGUAGGUGGGGGAAAUCCAAAUAUUCCAAUGCUUGUUAAUCCAAAAAAGACUGUAGACGAUGAACAUACACCUGGCAUAUUUGAAGUUAUUGAAGCCAGAACACCACCUUACAAAAGUAUGGACAAUUACAGAACUGAAGGAGCUUAUUUGCAAUGGAGACCAGUUUCUUACACAAGUGUAAUACGCGAUGUAACAAAUUCUACAGAAACAAUACAAUAUCCACCAUUGAAAGUAUCUAAUCACACCAGUGCUAUCAGAAAUUCUAUGUUAUACUGCUAUUAUGGAGAUAAGGUUGAUGAUAUGCUUACACAAAGAAUUAUUGUAUCAUUAGGAACAACAGGAGAUGGUUUUUAUAAGAGAACACAUUAUUCAACAUGGACGUUUUUGAUCGGUUAUGGUACACCGCCUACUGAGCACUUUUCUUAUUUGGUAAUUAUGAUUAUUUCAAUUGGUCUUGGCCUUCCAUUAAUUAUUAUGUUAGCAAUCGGUUCAUACUUUUGUAUUUGUAAAUUGUCGAAACGAAAUAGCGAGGCGUAUUUAAAUCAAUGAUAUUAGUUGUAAGUUGAUCGUACGAAAUUUUUAAUUACAUGAGUGACGUUUGAUAGAAAUUCAUGCACGUUUAGUUGCAUCGUCGAGAAAAUCACCGUUAAAUUUUACAAAGAGAAUUUCAUAUAUUUAUAUAUAGCACAUAUAUUUUUUACACGUAUUUCCAAGUUGAUACACGAAUCAAUUUAAAGUAAA
Molecule: messenger RNA, 1459 nt
Organism: Habropoda laboriosa
Lineage: Eukaryota; Metazoa; Arthropoda; Insecta; Hymenoptera; Apidae
Product: glycosylated lysosomal membrane protein-like
Cellular component (GO): lysosome
Source: RefSeq, a predicted model, not a curated record